Messenger RNA from Arabis nemorensis, 312 nucleotides. Lineage: Eukaryota; Viridiplantae; Streptophyta; Magnoliopsida; Brassicales; Brassicaceae. The record is from the annotation of a GenBank genome assembly.
AUGAGGUCAAGGAUAGAGAACGUGAAUGCCGUUACAACCAAGAGUGGGAGAGUGUUGAAUCCAGUUGCACCACAAGGGAAAAGUCCCGAACUAGCCAUUGAUCUYGAAGAGACUGAGCCUGAAGAGAUGAUUCCUUCAAUGAAGAGAUAUGUGAAAGGCUUGGUGACAAGUAAAGUCUCUGGAGAAGAUGAUUUCGUGAAGGUCUCAAGGGAUUGUAGUGCUCCAGUCAAUGAGGAAGAUGGUUGCUUAUACGAGUUUGGAUGGAGCUGUAAAGAGUCCUCUAGUAGCAGCUUUUCCUGCGCCAUUUGCUAA